Hyalella azteca is the source of this 6171-nucleotide messenger RNA. Its product is annotated as cadherin-related tumor suppressor. The annotation marks the transcript as partial. Gene Ontology annotation, biological process: homophilic cell-cell adhesion. The transcript is spliced from 6 exons. NCBI's taxonomy places the organism in Eukaryota, Metazoa, Arthropoda, Malacostraca, Amphipoda, Hyalellidae. Gene Ontology annotation, cellular component: plasma membrane. Gene Ontology annotation, molecular function: calcium ion binding. The record is from RefSeq and is a predicted model, not a curated record.
AUGGCGGUGCACAAAUCCACAAUGCUCAGACUAGUUUUAAUUUUAGUUCUACAAUGUUUAUUAUCCAAUGGGCAAGGACCAGGCCCUGGACCCGGCUUAUUAAAUCGGCUAGUUUUAAGAGACACGAUGCAAUCUCGUUCAGUGGACACUAGACUUAAUUUUACAGUGCUUGAGGGGCAGCCAGCCGGCACCUCCAUCGGCUUCAUUCCGACCAAGCCUGGUUUUACCUAUCGUUUCAACGAGGUUCUUAAAGAAUUCACACUCAAUGGCUCCACGGGCGAGAUCCACACCGCUAAAAUAUUGGACAGGGAAGCAUUGGCUACUGAUAAAUUUGAUUUAGUUAUAUUAUCGUCUCAGCCCACAUACCCAAUUGAAGUGAGGAUAGUUGUCCUCGAUAUCAACGACAAUGCGCCCAGAUUUCCUGAGCCAUCUAUACGGGUUUCUUUCUCGGAAAAUGCAAAUGCAGGCACACGUGUAAUUUUAGACACGGCCACUGAUGGCGAUGCUGGUGAAAAUGAUAUCACCACAAGUUACAGAAUAGUGGACGGCAACGACGACGGAAAAUUUAAACUGGAAGUAAUAACCAAUCCUUCUGGAGAAACCCCGUAUUUGCAUUUGGAAACCGUUGAAAAACUCGAUACGGAAACCCGCUCUUCGUAUCAACUGAAUAUUUCUGCUCAAGAUGGUGGUACACCUCCUCAUUUUGGAUUUUUACUAGUCAACGUCUCGAUUCUAGACGUGAAUGACAAUUCCCCUAUAUUCGAUUACGGAGAAUAUAACGUGACACUUAGUGAAUCAGUCCCUCCUGGGACAUCAGUGCUGCAGGUGCGGGCAACUGAUGCUGACUCUUUGGAAAACGCUCGGAUUACGUACCACCUUGCUGAAGCAGAAACUCAGUUCAGCAUCGAUCCACAAACUGGAAUUAUAACUACCGUUGAAAGACUUAAAUGUCAUCGGAAUUGCCCAGAUGCCUCGCAAUGUGCCAAGAGUUGCGUAUUCACGGUGCAUGCCCGAGAUCAUGGAUCACCUUACCAAGACGGCAGAACCUAUGUCACUGUGAACCUCCAGGACGCCAAUGACCACAACCCAGUGGUGAGCUUCACGUAUUUUCCGGCCAAUGCUGAGUUUGCUACAGUGGACGAGAAUGCCAAGAAUGCAUCCACAGUUGCAGUUGUAUCCGUGCUUGACGCCGACGAAGGGUUCAACGGAGAAACGACUGUGGAGAUUGCAGGAGGAAAUGAGCUGAAUCACUUUAGACUGGAGUCAAAAUCUAACUACGAUCUCGUACAAGUUAAUGGGGUUCUUGAUCGGGAAAAAAUAAGCAAAUAUAAUGUCACAAUUGUCGCCACAGACAUGGGCUCUCCUCCUCGAUCCUCAACCUCUUUCUUGAUAAUCUACGUGAAUGAUAUUAAUGAUCAUGCUCCAGUUUUCGAAAAAAGCGAAUAUUCUGCAGUUCUAAGUGAACUGGUACCUGUUGGAACAUACGUUGCGGGUAUUACUGCAAAUGAUGAAGAUACUGGCGUAAAUUCCAACGUUUACUAUGCCAUCACUUCAGGAAAUAAUAAUCGAUGGUUUGAUAUUGACACCGAAAGCGGCCUCAUAACCACAAAAGCUCCUCUAGAUCGUGAAGUUCAAGAUUCUGUGGAUCUAAAAAUUUCAGCCAGAGAUGGAGGACCGAACCCGAAACGGGCAUAUACGUAUUUGAAGAUAACAAUUUUAGACGCCAAUGAUGAAAAACCAACGUUCUCUGAAUCACUAGUCCACGCAAGUCUCUCAGAAAGUGCUGCUCCACACACACUCGUAGCUCAAGUAUCAGCUGUCGAUAGAGACCAAGGCACAAACGGAAGCGUGUCAUACAUUUUCAGUGAAGAGGUCGAACUAAAGUAUCCAGGUGUAUUUUACUUGGACUCUUCAAGCGGUCGAGUCACGACGCGGAGCAAGUUGGACCGAGAAGCCAUGCCUCAGUACGAUAUAACAGUGGAAGCUCGUGACAGAGGCAUUCCGCCCCUCUCAUCGACAGCAACUGUUAGACUUACAGUGAAAGAUGUUAAUGAUAAUAGUCCCGAGUUUUAUCCACAGCAAUAUUUUGUGGCUGUGGCUGAAGACAAUCCGAUAGGUUCGUCGUUGGUACAAGUUUCGGCAACAGAUAAAGAUGAAGGGGAGAAUGCAGAAAUAAGUUACGAACUUACGAGUGGCCCAGACAACGAGAACACUUUCGCUAUCCAUCCUCAAACAGGUGUUUUAACUUUGAGUGGUCGAUUGAGUCGAGUAAGAAAGUCUAAGUACCGAUUGACUGUCGCGGCAAGAGACAAAGGAGACCGCAAAGCAACGAAAGACGCUGUCAUAGAAAUUUUGAUCGAAGAUAAUCAAAGCGAACUUCUAGAAUUUGAGAGCGAUCUCUACUCAUUUGAGGUAUCAGAAGAUGCGGGUCAGAGUGCUGAUACUUUUGUUGCAAGAGAAGUUGGUACCGUGUCCAUCAAAGAUGCUGCUCGAGUAGGAGAAUCGACUUACGCUAUUGUCGCUGGGGAUCCUGAUGCAACGUUCUCGAUAGAUAAAAAAACCGGGGUGAUAAAAACUGCUAAACAUCUAGAUGGCGAGCAGCGGUCUUUCUAUUCAUUAAAAGUAGUGGCAGUGACGGCCGAUAUUUACGGGCACACCACGAUCAAUAUUACGGUGAACGAUAUAAAUGACAAUCCUCCAAAAUUCCCAACCAAACACGCUCGAGCAACCGUUAAAGAAAAUUGGCCUGUUGGGCACCAAGUGUUUUUAGCAGAAGCUUCUGAUCCAGAUUUAGGGAAAAAUAGCGACGUGACUUACACUUUGACCGCCAAUCCUAGAAACUAUUUCUCGAUCUCGAAGAAAAGUGGAAUGAUCUAUCUUGAUAAACCUGUGAAAUAUGGUGUUAUUGAUACAUUUCGAUUGGAAGUUACGGCUACGGAUGACGGUGUGCCACCACUUUCUUCACGUCAGAUUGUCGUAGUAACGGUCGAGGACGUUAACGAUCAUACCCCAAUUUUUGAGCAUGGUUCCUAUGAGACGUCCUUGUUUGAAUCCAUUCCUGUGAAUGACCGAUUUUUCGCCCUCACGGCAACUGAUGAGGACAGCGGCUUGAAUGGAUUCGUGUCUUAUAAUAUUACAAGUGGGAAUGAUGAUCAGAAAUUCGGAAUAUUUCCUGAUGGAUAUCUAUACAUUCGAAGCUCUUUGGACCGAGAAAAUAAAGAUUAUUAUGCGUUGACCAUAGUUGCUCAGGAUCACGGAGAGCCUCCUCGCUCUGCAACAGUAUUGGUUGUUGUACAUAUCUUGGAUGAGAAUGAUAACGCGCCAGUGUUUACGAACAAAACCUUUGAUUUCUAUUUAGCUGAAAAUGCGCCUCCUGACACUUAUGUUGGGCGUUUCACUGCUACCGACCAGGACAAAGGCAGGAAUGCUGAACUGACCUACGCUAUUUCCACCAAUCAGCAACAAUUUUUGGUCGAUCCGAAGAGCGGAUUCCUGAAAACUCUGAAUUAUUUUGACAGAGAAAAACUUGUGCAUGUGACUGGACAAGACUAUAUUACCAUGGAAGCGGUUGUUGUGGAUAAUGGCAUUAUAAAACUAAAAGAUAAAGCAAAAGUGAACAUCUUUAUUACUGAUGUGAACGAUAAUUCACCGAAAUUUUCAAAAAAGUCUUACAAAGCUGAAGUUUUCGAAGGGGCUGCCGUUGGUACUCCCAUCAUCCGACUCGCUGCUAAUGAUGCCGAUCAAGGCUUAAAUGGCGAUAUAAUUUAUACUUUAGUUGACGGAAAUGAAGAGAGCCGUUUCCAAAUCGAUGGAGUUACUGGUCAGGUUGCUUUGUCUCGCCAAUUAGACAGAGAAACCACACCUCUCUAUCUCCUGACGGUUGCAGCAUCUGAUUUGGGGUCACCCGAGCCUCUCACGGCCACUACAACCUUAUCUGUACAUGUGCUUGAUGAAAACGACAAUAAACCUGUCUUCACGCAUCUGGAGUCGGAAAUAUCAGUAUUAGAAACUACUGCAAUAAACACAGUAUUAGUACAGUUUCAGGCAAGCGAUGCUGACGUUGGAAUUAACCAAGAAGUUUCUUUCAUGAUUGGUGGCGGUAAUAUUCAGGAAGUUUUCAAAAUAGAUACAAGAAGUGGCACUUUGUACCUCGAAAAACCACUUGAUUACGAACACAGAAACACGUACAGUCUGAACAUAACAGCUGCCGAUGGUGGUUCUCCACGACUGACGUCUACAAUUGAGUUUAUUGUUAGAGUUCUCGAUUACAACGAUAAUGCGCCAAGUUUUCCAAAUACCACUAUCGUUAGACAGAUUCAAGAAGGCAUACCUUACAAAACCACAAUCGUAACUGUCAAAGCCCAUGAUCCCGACUCGGGCUUGAAUGGAAAAAUUUCGUAUGCCAUCAAGAACCAAGAUCCACCGGGUCGUCAUUUUGAAAUCGAAGAAGAUACGGGUGUAAUCUAUACUAUCCGAGACAUUGAUAGGGAAUUCAAUGACACUUUCAUGCUGACUGUGGUUGCAAGUGACCAAGCGGAACCUGUUUCUAGUCGGCUGUCCGCAGAGAAGCUUGUCACAGUUGUUGUGGAAGACAUAAACGAUAACGCGCCCGUAUUUGUAUCUAUGAAUGCAGGGCUUCUUCCUGAGAACUCCCGCAAGGAUCAGAAAAUAAUGCAAAUUUCUGCUAAUGAUGUCGACGCUAACACCAACGGUUUGGUUACUUAUGAGAUUGUGGGUGGCAGUGCGAUGGAUGUGUUCUAUUUAGACAGAGUGACGGGAUCACUUCGUCUCAGGAAAGAUAUUUCAUCCCCGGAACUCUUCUAUCGUGUCACUGUUCGAUCAACAGACGAAGCUGUCCAGUCACAAAGGAAGUCAUCCGAUGCUUACCUAACUAUACUCGGGAUGUCUUCCCAAGAAGGCCCACGCUUCACACAAAGUUUUUACACCGGCUCCGUAGUAGAAAAUUCGGCAAUCGGUACAUCAGUUGCCACAAUUGAGUCCCACAUGACCACCAAUGAUGCCGACGAAAUCAGCUACUUUGUGGUGAACAUUACAAGUGAUGAUGGGCGCCUCAUGGAGAGGUUGUUUGAUGUUCAGCAGAAGGGAGUUCUAGCAACAGCCGCUGCUCUGGAUCGAGAAUCUGGACCUGACGUGUACCUCGUCACAGUUGCAGCUGCGGUCUCCAAAACCACAACGCCGAGGGUCUCCCUUACUCAGGUGCGAGUAACCAUCUUGGACCAGAACGACUCUCCACCGAGCUUCAGAGACAUGCCCCGCCGCUACACCGUGUCUGAGGACCAUCAGGCCGGCAGACGUGUCGCCACCAUCACCGCCUCCGACUCCGACAUCCUGGGCACCCUGAGCUACUCGCUCGUGUCGGGCGACGACGGCAAGUUCAGCCUGGACGAGACGACGGGGCACCUCAGCCUCAGAGAGACGCUUGACCGGGAGACCAAGGAUCUGUACGAGCUCGUCGUGCGCGCCAGUGAUGCCGUGCAACAUACCGACACCACCGUGUACAUUCAGGUCACGGAUACGAACGACAACCCUCCUCAGUUCUACGAACACGCAUAUUCCUUCGACGUUCCUGAGAACGCCAAAGGAUCUCAGGUUGGGCAAGUGUCUGCCUGGGACGCCGACGAGGACGUCAACGGGCACGUCUCGUACACCGUCAUCAGCGAGUGGGGCAACGACGUGUUCUCUCUCAACCCCCAGACAGGCAUCUUCACCCUCACGUCACUUCUCGACUACGAGCAGGUGCAACAUUACAUCCUGGUGGUGCAAGCCCAGGACACGGGUCGCCCGUCCCUGUCGUCGACGGUCACCGUGUAUUUCAACGUACAAGACCUCAACGACAACGCCCCGGUAUUUGAUCCCAUGAGCUACUCGGACGAAGUCUUCGAGAACAUCACAGUCGGCUCCCCGGUGCUCACCGUACACGCCACCGACCAGGACUCAGGCGUAAACGGCGAGCUGGAGUACAGCAUCGCAGGAGGAGACGACAAGGGCCAAUUUUCGAUCUCGAGCAACGGUUCGAUCUUCACGAGAGCGCCGCUGGACCGCGAGGACCAAUCCUUCUACAACCUCGUGGUGCUGGCGUCAGACCGCGCCCAGCCUCCCGACACCAGACUCUCCGCCACCGUACAGGUUAGUCUUAUAAUGUGCUAUCGG